CAAGAUGACGAGUCUGAAAUCCAUUCUUAUGCAUGAGGACAAUCGAGGCAUUUGUCUGAGAGGAGCUACUGGCCGUAAUUACUUGAAAACGGCUGCAUGUUAUGGUUACUUUAUAUGCAUUUAGUGUUGCUGUUUACCUGUCGAAUCUUUUUGUAUCUGAAAUUUGAUUUUGUUUCUUGGGCUUACCCUUUCUAGUAGUCUAACUCAAGUUAUUGGGUAAUUAGGGUUGAUGGACAUGUCUAGGAGUCGUUUCUUCUAUUGCCACGUGUUUUGGAGAUCCCGUGCAUUGACACUGUGAGUUUUCAUAAAUGACCCUUUAUCUUACUUUGUCCCCUUCCUUAAAGGACAAUCAUGGUUAUUGUCCUUAGGCUGUGAGGAUAUGGGCCAUUUUUCCAGUAUUAAAGAUUUUCAUUGUCUCUGAUGAUGUUUCCAUAAACUUUCGCUCUUCCCAGACUUGUUACAAUGAUGAAAAUAUAUGGAUAUCUAAGCUGAAGAAAACCAUUGAAAAUCUUUCAAUCAGGGACUAAUGAUUGAAAAUUCUUAUAGGAUGGUAGAGGGUUCAAACUUUCCCAUGGUUGUAUAUUUGAAAAGAAACUUUGAAUUUGUUUUGAUCUUGUUCCAAGGGUGGCUGGUUAUCACUGUCAACUGAGAAAAUAAUGUUUAUCUUAAGAUAAAAUUUGGGUCUAAUGCUUACAAAUGUACUUGCAUUGUAGUUUAAAAUUGCAACUUUUAUGUUAUGUACUUGCUGCUGUUUUUAUUGAUUUAGCUUUUUGUUUGCUUUACAAUAAGAGUUUAAUUGAUCAUAGAAUAUCUCCUUUUUCAUGUCGACUGAACUAACAUCUUAUUUUGGCAGUUGCGCGCUUUUUUGGAAUCUGUCAGAAAAAGACUAAAGUGAGAUCCUCUGUCGAAAAUGAGGUAAUUAAUAAUUUAUCUCCAUUUGUUAUUCACACCCAUUCAAUCCUUUUAUAGCCAUUUAUAUUUCAUAAUUAAAUUGUACUCUGAUACUAAUAAUUUUCUUCAUCUUUUCUAUUUCAGCCGACCAAUGGAAGAGGAUGUAAGUUGUGCCUCCUAACUUUUUGAUUGCAUUUAAGUCUCCUUUUUGACUGCAUGCUCUGCAGAAGCUUUGUUGAAAUUUUAAAUUUUUUCUUAUUUUCUGCAUAGGAAAUGCAUUUAAAUUUUGGCAGGGCCAUAUUCUAUGUGUGAAAUUAAUUCAUUCUCAAAGCAGAAUUACUUCCUGAAAAAGCUUAGUACUAUCUGGGUAUUCUGAGUAACUUGUGGUCUACUUUGACGUGUAUAUGGUUAAACCAAUGGAUAUUUGGAUAGCAUGAGCUCUUAAUUGUUAAAACCAUUGGCUGUGCUAAUUAUCCGCAACCGUAUAUUCCUGUGAAUUUGUCAUGUCAAAGUAAAUACUCAAAACUGUUUCUACAUGUGCAGGCAGUGAAGACUGAAGAGGAAGAAUUCAGUACUGGGCCUCUUAAUAUUUUGAUGAUGAGCGUGAAGAACAACACGCAGGUGCUGAUUAACUGCCGGAACAACAGAAAGCUUCUUGGCCGUGUGAGGGCAUUUGACAGGCAUUGCAAUAUGGUACUUGAGAAUGUGAGGGAGCUCUGGACUGAGGUGCCUAAGACAGGGAAAGGGAAGAAGAAAGCAAUGGAAGUGAACAAGGACAGGUUCAUCAGCAAGAUGUUCCUCCGUGGGGAUUCUGUUAUCAUUGUUCUGCGCAAUCCCAAGUGAAAUGAGUGUUAUAUCUGGCAGCUUGAUAUCACUUUUUGUUUGUAAGAUGCAAUCCUAUGCACAGAUGACCUUGCCAUAUUUGCAGUUUUAUGAGUGUCGGGAUUUAACUUUUGGAUGUAAUUCGCUCUUUUAACUUGUUGCUGGUUGUAAUUGAGGUAGUUUUGUUGACAGCAUAAUCAUAGAUAUUCCAGAUUGUAAAUUGAAUGAUCUCCUAUCUAUCAGUUUAGUGAACCCGUUUGGGUAAGUUUCUAUACGCUAAACGUCAUUAAAAUUUGUGCAUCAUAAUUCAUAAGUGCUCCCGAAUCGUUUUCAACAGCCUAUUUGUAAGUUCACAGUCGUUCAAGUUUUUGUGCAGUA
Messenger RNA from Oldenlandia corymbosa var. corymbosa, 2091 nucleotides. The record is from the annotation of a GenBank genome assembly. NCBI's taxonomy places the organism in Eukaryota, Viridiplantae, Streptophyta, Magnoliopsida, Gentianales, Rubiaceae.